Cydia amplana is the source of this 966-nucleotide messenger RNA. RefSeq names its product very-long-chain (3R)-3-hydroxyacyl-CoA dehydratase hpo-8-like. Gene Ontology annotation, biological process: fatty acid elongation; very long-chain fatty acid biosynthetic process; sphingolipid biosynthetic process. NCBI's taxonomy places the organism in Eukaryota, Metazoa, Arthropoda, Insecta, Lepidoptera, Tortricidae. Gene Ontology annotation, cellular component: endoplasmic reticulum membrane. The transcript has a single exon. The record is from RefSeq and is a predicted model, not a curated record. Gene Ontology annotation, molecular function: 3-hydroxyacyl-CoA dehydratase activity. The coding region runs from base 210 to 926 and encodes 238 amino acids.
CAGAACGUCGCCGCGUCCGUUUAGCGCGCCUGAGCAUUAUAAUACGACCUUUGCGUAGAAAACCUCGAUUUCACCGGCAAACUGAUUGCGUGCCAUAAGUGGAUUAAAUAUUUCAUCAGACAGUGAGUUGGAAGUGCUUGGCGGUGGAUUUUAAUACAAAAUCCAUUAUUAGGAAACACAGCAUAUAUUAAUUGUGUAGAAACGUUGACAUGGCAGCAAAAACAACAACGAAAUCUCGGGAAAGUUGGCAACUUAGCAAAGCAUACCUCGUGGCCUACAAUGGUACGCAGAUUGUUGGCUGGACAUAUAUGCUUUUGCAUACGUUGGGUUAUUUCCUAAACCGUGGGACCCUCGAUAACUUCUGGAAGGAGAUCAGCUGGAACCUGGUGAUUUUUCAAAAUGCUGCAGCGUUAGAAGUUCUACAUGCGAUAUUGCGGAUUGUACCCACCGGUAUCUUCUUGACACUCGCGCAAGUGACAUCUAGAGUGUUCCUUGUGUGCGGCGUGCUACUUGUGUCAGAUGCAGCAACAAUAAGCCCUGGCAUAGUGUUGUGUGUGCUUGCGUGGUCAGUCACCGAAAUAAUCCGAUACGGAUAUUAUGUAGCCAACGCGAUCGGCCAAACGCCAUCGCUGCUGAUGUUACUACGAUACUCGACAUUUUUCCUGCUGUAUCCACUUGGAGUUACUGGAGAGAUUCUGUGCAUAUAUGACUCCCUGAAGGACAUUGCUGCCCGUCAGUUUUGGACAGUGCCAGUACUGUCAAACUACGUUACUGUCGCGAGCCAGUACCACAUAAUCUUUAGCAUGUUAUACCAUUAUUUCCUUAUUUGUUGGAUGUUGCUGUAUAUACCUAUGUUCCCGGUGUUAUUUGGACAUAUGAUGCAACAGAGAAAGAAGGUAUUAUCCAAAUUUAUGAAAUCAUAUUGAAAAGAAUCGAGCUGCGUGGAAAAUAAUGUAUAUAGAUCAU